AUGAAAUUGCAGCCUUUGUUAUGCCGAACUGCAUUAGUCUACCUUAGGAAGGCUAACAUUCAGAUAUAUAUAAGACGGAAUGGUCCCGCUGUUGAAACAUGCCAAAAGAGGUUUUUUUUUCUUCUUCCCUUUUCCAAUAUAUUGAAUUCAAAUCAAAAAAAUAAUAUGGGUUUUUUCGAUUUUGUUAGUAGAACCAGUACUAUGGGUUUGAGGGGUCGUCCUCUUAGACUUACCAUUACUGCAGUUGCUACUAUUGGUUUCUCGCUUUUCGGUUACGAUCAAGGUUUAAUGUCCGGUAUUAUUACUGGUGUAAAGUUUAAUGAAGAAUUUCCUGCUACUGGUGGAUCUUCCCACCACGCCGUUGUUGUACAAGGUGCUGUUGUUUCCUGUUACGAGUUAGGUUGUUUCUUUGGUGCUAUUUUUGCUCUUUUCCAAGGUGAAAAAAUUGGUAGACUUCCAAUGCUUCUCAUGGGUUCCCUUAUUAUUAUCAUUGGUACUAUAAUUUCCGUCACUGCAUUCAAGGACUCUUGGGGUCUUGGUCACUUUGUUAUCGGAAGAGUUAUCACUGGUGUUGGUAACGGUUUGAACACCGCUACUAUCCCAGUUUGGCAAUCUGAAUUGUCCAGGGCUGAAAACAGAGGUAGAUUGGUUACUUUGGAAGGUGCUGUCGUUGCAGUUGGUACUUUCAUUGCUUACUGGUUAGAUUUUGGAUUAACCUAUGUUGAUUCCUCUAUUCAAUGGAGAUUACCAGUUGCUGUUCAAAUCAUCUUCGCCUUGAUUUUAUUCGUCGGUGCCCUCAGUUUACCUGAAUCUCCAAGAUGGUUAAUUGCCCAUGACAGAAAGGAAGAAGCUUACUAUGUUUUAGCAGCUGUUAAGGACUUGGAUCCAGCUGACGAUGAAAUUUAUGCGGAAGCCACUGCCAUUUCUGAUGCUGUCAAGAGAUUCUCCAAAUCUCAAGUUGGUAUGAAGGAUUUAUUGACCGGUGGUAAGACUCAACAUUUCACCAGAAUGGUCAUUGGUUCUUCUACUCAAUUUUUCCAACAAUUUACUGGUUGUAACGCUGCUAUUUACUACUCCACUGUCUUAUUCGAAAAGAUGAACUUAGGAAGAACCAUGUCUUUGAUUAUGGGUGGUGUUUUCGCUACCGUUUACGCCUUAUCUACUAUUCCAUCAUUUUUCUUAAUCGAUAGAGUGGGUAGAAGAAACUUGUUCCUUGUUGGUGCUGCUGGUCAAGGUAUUUCCUUUAUCAUCACCAUGGCUUGUUUAGCUCACGAAAACGUCAAUACUCAAAAGGGUGCCGCUGUUGGUAUCUACUUGUUUAUUUUCUUCUUUGCUUUCACCAUCUUGCCAUUACCAUGGGUAUACCCACCAGAAAUCAACCCAAUGAGAACCAGAACUUCCGCUGCAUCCGUUUCCACUUGUACUAACUGGCUCUGUAAUUUCGCGGUUGUUAUGUUUACUCCACUUUUUGCUGCUCAGUCACAAUGGGGUCUUUAUUUGUUCUUCGCCCUUGUUAACUUUUCUUUCAUCCCAGUUAUCUUCUUUUUCUACCCAGAAACUGCCGGAAGAAGUUUGGAAGAAAUUGAUAUUAUCUUUGCAAAGGCUUACACUGAUGGUAGACCACCUUGGAGAGUUGCCGCCACUAUGCCAUACUUAUCUGUCCAAGAAGUUGAAGAUGAAGGUACCGCUUUGGGUCUUUACGAUGAUGACUUUGAAAAGGAUAACGUUGAAUUUAAGGAAGACAUUAACUCUUCCAGUAGUGGUCCACUCGCCUCCGGUGUCUUAGAAAAGCCAGAUCCAGUUGAAGAACCAACUGACUCGUCUUCUAGACAAGCUCAAGUUUAA
This is a messenger RNA of Dujonia railenensis, 1845 nucleotides long. The record is from the annotation of a GenBank genome assembly. NCBI's taxonomy places the organism in Eukaryota, Fungi, Ascomycota, Pichiomycetes, Serinales, Debaryomycetaceae.